Messenger RNA from Vitrella brassicaformis, 5392 nucleotides. The record is from the annotation of a GenBank genome assembly. NCBI's taxonomy places the organism in Eukaryota, Vitrellaceae.
CCAGCCAGUGUCAUGUCAUGUUACAAAAGUAUCUUCCUUCUCUCCCUCCCUCCCUCCCUCCCUCCCUCGAGCAUCCGACCGACGAACCAACGAACGAACGACAGACUCUCUCUGUAGUUUCCUUCCCCUCAAGAAUCCUUCCUCUCUCAUGCGCUUUGCAUCGGCAGACACACCGGGAAGCAGCGGGACAGGCGAGGGCAACCGAACGGCUCAGAUCGGCUGCCCUAGCCUAGCCUUCUGAAAUCCGGUGCAUCUGCUCUGCACGACGGCGCACACGAAGCAACGACUGAACUACAUGAUACAUCGACGAUACGUCAUUCCCCCCCUCUGGGCGCUUGGCUUGGUUUCCGUCCUCCUGUGUUGCGCAAGCAUAACACCCCAUCGUCAUCUGGCCAUCGUGUUGCUUCGUGUACCGAUGUGGUCGCCAAUUUGCGCACACAACAAGAAAAACGAUCAACCCAGACAGCGAAUUCCACCCUUUCCACUCUUUCGCUUUGCACUCGAUCAUCGCUGGCUCUCUCCUUCACCCUCUCGCUGCAUUCGUUCACUCGUCCCUUCCGUCCGUCCCUCCCCUUUGCCUUGGGCAGCCUGGCCCUCUCCCUCUCUCUCUCACGGACAUGCAGGUGUGUGCAACACAGACAGACAGAGACAGAGAGACAGACAGGUCGCCCAAAAAGACUUGCCCGCCUGGCCUGGAUGGCACGUCGUUCCAGCCAGCGUCACAUCCGUGUUUGGAGUGAUGACGCAGACAGACAGACAGACAGGCAGGCAAAACCACAAUCAGCCCUUCCACACCCCAACCCAGCCCACGGAGACGACAGACAGCCAGCCAGCCAGACGGACAGAUGUACGUCCGGUAGGUAUCUUCACCCACGACACGAAGGGAUCGGAUCAGGAAGCACAAGCAUCCAAUCCAUGGCAUGCACCAGCCAGGCAGCAGUUGGUUGGGUUCUCCCAGUCAGGUAGUCAGGUAGCAACAAGUAUGAAUCAUUUACAGUGCAUAUGAAUGCAGCGAUGUUUGUCUCUGUGUGUGUGUGUGUGUGUGGUUGCGUUGUGUUGUGUGCAUCCAUCUACUCUACUAAGCAGUGAGGUAAGUACAUGCAUUGCAAGUGAGUGAGAUGUGAGGCGAGAUGAGAUGAGAUGAGAUGAGAUGAGAGUGCGAUCGGUCGGUCGGUCGGCCGGUAUGUAACCAUGUGUGUGACGGGUGUGGUGUGAUGACGGCACGGUCAGCCAGGUUAGUUAGAACAAUGGCGCAAAUCACUUUGACUCGCGCAGCCCCAGUCAGCCAGUCAGUCGAGGAGGACGUCACGUCCCUUGCUCAACGUCAUCGUCCUCUCCUCUCCUUCCCCCUUGCCCUUCGGGUCUUCCCUCUACUAGUAGCACACACCAUGACAUCCACACACACACGCACACACGCACUGGAGGGAGGGAGGGAGGGAGGCACAUCAGUCACAUUGGAAAAAGAACAAACGACGAGUCAAAAAAAUCCGUUUGCCCAGUCAUAGGUACAGGCCCCAGUCAUUCUGUUGUGCAUUUCUGCAUCCACUGCAUCCAGCCUGCCAGCCAGCCAGUCAGUCGUUGGUUCGGAAAUCAAUUUCUUGCGUCAGUCACGACAAAGUACUUGAAGAAAAAACAACGACAGAAAGAGAAAAAACAACCAACCCAGCAGCGUAGCAUUCUUUGUGCACCCAGACAGACAGACAGACAGAGAGAAAGAGAGAGAGACAGCCAGCCGGGAGUGUGUGUGUUGAGUGUGUGUCUUGGUCCGACCAUCCGUGAGACCAAAGAAUCCAUGGGUGGGCGAGUGAGUGAGUGACCCCCUCUCCUCCCUCCUCCCUCCCCCCUCCUUUCCCUUUAACAUACGUACGUAUGUAUGUGUCGUGUUGACAGUACAUACAGACAUACAGGUGUCUAGCUGGCUGGCUGGCUGGCUGCGCGACGGAUGGAUGGAUGGAUGCCAUCUAACCCGACCACCAGAACAACUGUCGCCUGCACACAGAUCAGACACACACAGCACAAACAAAAGGGUACGUACGUCCACAUGCCAUGGAUGCGCCCCGGUGGUUGGUUGGUUGGUUGGCCACUGACUGACUCACCCACCAGUUGAAUGUGAAGGGAGGCGGCCACGGCCCGUCGUACGCCGGCAACGUCGCCGUGCCUCUCCCCCCACCAGCACUCUCACCCCUACUCUCCUCCCUCCCCUCUCCCUCUUGCUUGUCCACCUUGACCCACUCAUGUCCUAGAGAGCCGUCACCAGCAGCGUUGGUGGUGAACCUGACGCCCCUGCCCUCCUCUCUCUCCACCGGGCCUAUGAUCUCGAAGGUGUCCUGGUGGUGGUCCACACCCUGCUGCUGCUGCUGGUGGUGGUGCAUGUGUGGGUUGCGUGAUGACGAGCGUGACGAGAGCGGCAGGGCGGCGGAGCGGGUGACGUGUGGCACGUGGGGUGGCUGGUCCUCCUCGGGGAUGGGGGGCGUCACGAUCGUGUCGGGCAGAGUGUCAUCAGACGGCUGCACGCACAAACCUGCAACAAGGAAGGACGGAUCAGGCAGGCGACAAGCCAUUGUCUGUCUGGUGGUCGCAGUGUGUGCCCUCGCGGCUUGCCUUGCCCACCUACCUUGUCCCACAGGGUGCUGGCCCUCCUCGAUUUCGAUCUCCUCCCUAUUUUCCUCCUCCUUGCCCCCAUCAGCCGCCCCCUCACAUGCGUCCACAGCCUCAGAAGCAGCAGCUGCUGCUGCGGCACCAACACUGACCUCUCCCUCCCCCUCCCCCUCGCCGUUGGCCAUGCGCGACGAAGACGACGACUCGAGUGCGCGCAGCUCCUGCAGCUGUGAGGGGCCCAGGUUGAUGACGGGCGUCUUGCGUCGGCCCCGCACCCGCAGCUGGCGCAGCUGACGUCGCACAGGGUUGUAGAACUCGGGGUCCGAUCGGUACAGCUCGUCGCGCCGCUCGUCCACCAUCCCCGCCGUCUGUGGGUCGAACGACACAACGGGGGGCGGCUCACGGGAUGCAGAGCCUGGUGGCACACACGCCCAACACAAUAAAUGACAUUGGUGAGUAUGGGUGGGUGGGUGGAUGGAUGGCCUACUUGCGGCAGCAGCGGCCGAGGUGUCGGAUGUGCCCAGGCUGAGUGCCUGCAGCUCCGCCAGUUGGUCGGGUGAAAGUGGCGGUGGUCCGGUGUUCUUGCGUGUGCGGAUGCGCUGGAACCUGACUUGCUGGCGGCUGGGGGCGUCGAACGAGUCGUCGUUGCCGAUCUCCACGGGCGGGUGAGUCGAGAUGGACGCGCGACGACGGGCGUCCGUACCUGAACCAAGGAAGAGCCAACCAAAACACAUACAUGCAACAUGAGACAGACGGGCCGCCUGUUAUCUCUGUUGUCUCUGCCGACUGACCUCCUGUGUCGGCGGUGCUGGGUUCUCCAGCAGCAGCAGCAGCCGCAGCAGCAGCGGACAUCAUGUCGCCCCGUGCGCUGGCCGCUCCCUGCAGCUGCCGCUGGCGCUGCUGCUCCUCCUCGCUGUAGUAGUGGUAGAACUCGUUCCGCAGCUCAGCCAACUCGGACUCGCUCAAGCGCACGUACCCUGUCUUCUUGCGACGACGACACAACUCUUGCCGCCGGCGGCGGCGGUCCGGAUCGUCGAACGCACUUGUGUCGUCGGGGCCCAGCACGGACGGCGAGCCCUCGGUGAACGACACCUUCCUCGGUAUGCCCCCAUCGCACUCGGGUGGUCGCAGCUCAGCCGCGGCCGCUGCUGCAGCCGAUGUGCUGGUGCUCUCGGCCAUGGGAGUGCUCAUGUCGGCGUCGCAGCACAUGAGGUCGCGCAGCUCAGCCCGCUGCUCGGGGGAGAGGGGGGUGACACCUGUCUUCUUGCGCCCCCGGAUCAUGCGGGCGCGGAGGUCCCGGCGGUCGGGGUGGUAGAAGUCGGCAUCUGGCUCGCCGUCCUCGCCCGCCUGCUGGGAGGGGCCGAAUGACACGUUCUUGCCGUUCUUGCCGACACGGCGGUCACGGUCACGGUCGCGGCCUCCGGGGGGACUCAAACCGGGUGGUCGGUGGCGCAUGUAUGGGUAGGGGUCGUGGUGCUCGUCUGAGGCUGUGAGGUCGUCUUCUGUGGGUGCGAACGCCGCCUGCAGCUCCUCCAGCUGGUCGGCCGUGAGCCGCGUGACGCCAGUCCUCUUGCGCGACCGGAUGAGCUCGCUGCGGCGCUCGCGCCGCUCCGAGCUGAAGAAAUCGUCAUUGUCGUUGUCGUCCUCGUCGGUGUGCAGCCGUCGGUCCUCAAAUGACACGUGGCGGCGCAGUGUGGCGCCCAGGUCCGAGUGGCGGUUGGUGGACUGAGUCGAUGUACCUUGCCGGUGGUCGCCCACCCGGUCGUCAGCCCGCAUGGGGGGCGACAGAAUGCUAACGGUGGCGCUCGCCGUGGCCGACGAGGGGGACCCCUCAUCGUCACCAUCCCGGCCACCCAACCCAUGACCCAUCUCGGAUGGGCUCGAGAGGUCGCUGCUGCCCGCGGAUUUCUUGGAUCGGAGCGCGCUGAGGACGGGCAGCGUGAGGGGUGGGGGGUUGCGCAGGGUGGGGAGGCCACUGUCCUUGGAUGUGCUGUGCUGGAGGGAGCUGGUGCGGCUCAUGAGGGACCGGCGCCUUCGGAGCCGGUUGCGAACCACGCGCUUGCGCUCCUGCGGGUUCGGUGUGCGCAUUUCCUCGUCGUCGCUGCAGGAGCCCUUCUCGGAGAGGCCGAAGGACGAACGGGACGAUAGGGACAGGGCGGGGGAGGGAGCCUCAGCUCCUUCAAUGAAGUGGCGAGUCGUAGAAAGAGCUGCACACACACACAACGCAACACACAACCAACACGUGGAGAAAGAAGUAGUCAUCAGCCCAGCUGGCCCCCGUGUCUGUCUGUGUCUGCGUGUCUCGCUCGCUCACUUGAUGUGCUGCCCAGGUCCAGGAUGUGCCUCACGGCCUGUCCAUAUUGCUUCUUGAGCUCGUCAGCCGAAGGCGCCCGUGGGAAGAGGCUGUCAAUGUCGUCCGAGUCGUCGUCCAUGCUCGAGUAGCAGCUGCCCCACUGGUAGCGGGGACUGAGCACCUCAUACGACUCGCGAAUCACCUCCUCUUGGAACCGCACGUGCUUGGUGGAGGACGGUUCGGGACCCUUGGACAUAGGGUGGAUCGGGUGGGGGUCAGGGGAGUCACACUCGGGCAAAGGACAGCUGCUGUUGGCCAUGUGGUGUGAGCGAGAGGGAGAGAAAUGAGCGUGACGAACGCGUAUCGGUAACGCCUAUGUUGACUGGUUGGUUCCUUUCAACUCGAAAGCACCGGGGACGUCUUCAAAGUGACAAGACAACAUCCUAACGAUCGCUCCGCUUGUUUCAGUUUGGUUUCGGAUGUACCGAUCCACCUCUCUCC